AAGAGCACAUGACUGUCAGCUGGUUCGCGUCACGUGACUGCGCUGUACAAGAUGGCAGGAUCCGGAUAUUCAAGUCAACAGCUAUUUAUGGCUUUUAUUGCGGUUUUAUUUGUUUUUUUCGCUACGGGGAGCGCCACUUCUCAAGUGCCAUUUCUAAUAUGGUCUACCGGCAGCUUACCACCGCUGGCCUCACCUGCAGCUGGUCACAUCACAUCUGGUGACAAGUUGACCUCCUACCUCACUUCUGCCUUCGGCUCAGGCUCCCACACUGUGCUGCUGUUUCUGCAGGAUAAGCUCAGCAAAGAUGACUUCACAGUCUUUGGUGGAGUGUUCGGAGAUAAGACAGAUAGUGCCUUUCAAAACGUUGAGGCUGCACUGGAAGCUUCUUCCUCGUCGGUGAUUCUUCCUGCGGUGGAGUGGUCAAGCCCCGCUGCUGUCUCCACGUGGCUGCAGGAAAAGCUCGCUGUCUCUCCUCUGCUUGUAGAUACAGAUGCUCCAUCACAUCUCAGCAUCAGUUCAUCUGGCAACAACCUCCUGCUCGUAAAACUUCCAUACUGCACAAACUUGCACAAGUCAUGCAAAGCAACCCUGCAAAACAAUGAUAAGAUUAUUGGUGAAGUUCUGAGUGCUGUGAAAGCCAAAAAUGCCCCCUACACGGCCAUAUACACUGGACGCCAGCCAUCACGAAUGAUCUCAGAGGCAUUGGUUUCUAAUCACGGCGUGGGUCGGUCCUUGCUCCAGACAGUUGGAGCAAAUGUUAAAUCACCCAUCAUGUAUAACAGUACAGGAAGUCCUUGCAUAAUGCUUUGGGCUGAGAAUCUCUAUGUCAGCCUUCAUCAGACUACAAACUGGACUGACGUUGCCACACAAGUACCUUCUUUGUCAGGAUCCCAGUGUAACGGCAGUCAUUCUCAUCUUGUCCUCGCUUAUCCAUCAGGGAUUACUCUAAGUUUCAGCAUGAGUGUGCAGUUCUAUCCAGUGUCUGCACGAAACUGGUUCACUCUGGACUCUGUGGAGUUGGAGUUUAAUGGGGAAGUUGCAUCAUUCAUUGGGUCACGGGGCAUCUACGCACCUUCAGAGUAUUCUUUCCACUGCCAGUCUGUCACCAGCUUUGAGGAUGCUCUUCUAGUGCCAAACACCACCACUGGAAACUCAUCCAUGUGGAAGCUCAAUUUUGUCGACUUCCAGAUUCAGGGCUUCGGUUUGGCAAAUGGAACUGAUUUCUCGUAUGCCAGUGACUGUGCAGGGUUCUUCACACCAGCCAUUUGGAUGGGCCUGGUGACCGUACUGCUCAUGCUGUUAAUUUUUGCAUAUGGGAUGCAUAUGCUCAUGCACCUGAACACAAUGGACCGAUUUGAUGACCCCAAAGGGCCGUCAAUUUCAGUGCCUCAGUCAGAGUGAAACACACACACACACACACACACACACACUCUUCAGUCCUUUAGUGCCUCCUGGGAGAACUUCCUUGUCAGCAAUGUUUUGAGUGUUUGUCUUGAGGAUAUUUAUGAGCAAGAUUGACCUUUCAUUUGUUUUUGUCUGUUCUUUUCUUUUCUGAAUCAUCCUGCUUGUGCCUUUUUUUUUAUAUUGUUGAACUGCAAUAUGGAUUCCAUUUAGUCUCACCUCACUUGCCAAUGCCAGAAUUCAUGAAACUUUGUAUAUUUGAAUACAUUGAGUGAAUGUGCUAAAAUGUUGUUGCCAACUAAAGUAGUUUUUUAUUAAAUUGCACUCACCAGAGAUUGCCUUCUUUGUAAACAUGGAUGUAUUUCACAUCUCAUUUCUUCCGUGGUAAUGCUGUAAUUUAAAGACCAAUGAUUUUGUUUUUGCACAUCAUGUUUGUUUUGAAGGAAUGCUAUUUUGGAAUUUGGUAAGGCAAUGUCACCUGAAGCAGACUCCCCCCCACCACCACCCUGGAUGGGUCAUCAUUGUGACUCCUCAAAGCAAUCACAUUAGUUGCAAAUCAGAACUAAAUUACAUCUCUUAUCACAUGUGGAAGUUCUCCCAAAUCAAAUGCAAAACAUAUGGCAUUUUCACGUAAUUUUGGAAAAA
Molecule: messenger RNA, 2046 nt
Organism: Thalassophryne amazonica
Lineage: Eukaryota; Metazoa; Chordata; Actinopteri; Batrachoidiformes; Batrachoididae
Gene: atp6ap1b
Product: ATPase H+ transporting accessory protein 1b
Exons: 10
Coding region: 52-1401 (449 amino acids)
Cellular component (GO): proton-transporting V-type ATPase complex
Source: RefSeq, a predicted model, not a curated record